Molecule: messenger RNA, 375 nt
Organism: Colletotrichum siamense
Lineage: Eukaryota; Fungi; Ascomycota; Sordariomycetes; Glomerellales; Glomerellaceae
Product: putative aminotransferase
Exons: 4
Coding region: 1-375 (124 amino acids)
Biological process (GO): biosynthetic process
Cellular component (GO): mitochondrion; cytoplasm
Molecular function (GO): L-kynurenine:2-oxoglutarate transaminase activity; pyridoxal phosphate binding
Source: RefSeq, a predicted model, not a curated record
AUGAAGACUAUAAAAUCCUGCAAGGCAGAGUUCCCCAAGCCCGCGAGGCGAAUCGCUGGACAACGGCAGGAUGUCUGGACCACCAUCAAUGAUGCUGCCGCUAGGUCGAUGGUCAAGCCGGUAGUCAAUAUGGGCCAGGGUUUUUUCGGUUACAACCCUCCGCAGUUCAUCAUGGACGCGGCAAAAGAAGCAGUUACGAAAGUAGACUCGAAUCAGUAUUCGCCAACAACAGGAAGACCGUCACUUAAGCGCGCCAUAGCGGAGUCGUACUCUGAGGCUUUACAGACUAAGAUUAACCCAGACACGGAAGUGGCUAUCACGACGGGAGCCAAUGAAGGUAUGAAUCUAACCGUGCCGGCAGCGGACAGCUAUUGA